CGCUGUGUUUGUUUAGUUGUUUACGCGGCUCCGCGCUUGACGUAACUAAUUAAUUUCUGGUGUUAGUCCCGUCGAGAUUUCUAGAAACGUUUAAAAUCAUAUUUUUUUCGGUUUACGUUGAUAAUACUACCUAGUAUUACGAUUCUUAGGUUUAUUUUUGUACGUAAUUCGCGAAUUCAAUUUAAUAACGCUAGCGUUAAGUUUGUCUUCUGUGUAUUUAGUUAUCUGAACUCCAAAACACUAAUGCAUCCAUGACCAAGAACCUAGUUUUAUAGGAAUUUGUGCACUGUUUUGCAGUUUUUUCUAUGACCAGGGAUAACUUCCGAUACUAAAUAGGGUUAACCGGAGUAUGAGUGUCGGAUGUCGUUGAGCGCGACAGUGACGGGCGCGCCGCCCGCGCCCGCGCCCGCCCGCAUGGCGGAGCAGCGCCCCGGCAAGCACACCGUGCAUUGGUUCCGCAAGGGGCUGCGUCUGCACGACAACCCGGCGCUGCGCGAGGGCCUCAACGGCGCCGUGACGCUGCGAUGCGUCUUCAUCAUAGACCCCUGGUUCGCCAGCUCGUUUAACGUUGGAAUUAAUAAAUGGAGGUUCCUGUUACAAUGCCUGGACGACUUGGACAGCAGCUUGAAGAAGCUGAACUCGCGGCUGUUCGUGGUGCGCGGGCAGCCGGCGGACGCGCUGCCCAAGCUGUUCCGCGAGUGGGGCACCACCGUGCUCACGUUCGAGGAGGACCCCGAGCCUUACGGCCGCGUGCGCGACCACAACAUCAUGUCAAAGUGCCGCGAGGUCGGCAUCACGGUCUUGUCGCGUGUCUCGCAUACCUUAUUCACAUUGGACAAGAUUAUUGAAAGGAACGGUGGCAAGGCGCCGUUGACGUACCACCAGUUCCAAGCGCUGAUAGCGAGCAUGCCGCCGCCGCCCGCCGCCGAGGCGACCAUUACGCCGCAGCUCUUCAACGGGACCGUCACGCCCAUCUCGGACGACCACGACGAGCGCUUCGGCGUGCCUACACUCGAGGAACUAGGUUUUGAAACAGAGGGGCUAAAACCGCCGGAGUGGGUCGGCGGAGAGAGCGAGGCUUUAGCAAGACUAGAAAGACAUUUAGAACGGAAAGCGUGGGUCGCUUCAUUCGGCAGACCAAAGAUGACUCCCCAGUCCCUGCUAGCAAGCCAGACCGGCUUGUCACCGUAUUUAAGAUUUGGAUGUUUAUCAACAAGGCUAUUUUAUUACCAACUGACAGAAUUAUAUAAAAGAAUCAAACAAGUGCGGCCGCCAUUGUCCCUUCACGGGCAGAUUCUGUGGAGAGAAUUCUUUUAUUGUGCAGCGACUCGAAACCCUAAUUUUGACCGAAUGGAAGGAAACCCUAUAUGUGUACAAAUACCCUGGGAGAAAAACCAAGAUGCCCUAGCGAAGUGGGCAAAUGGACAAACUGGAUACCCUUGGAUCGACGCGAUCAUGAUACAGUUGCGCGACGAGGGCUGGAUACACCACCUGGCGCGGCACGCCGUCGCCUGCUUCCUCACGAGGGGGGAUCUCUGGAUCUCAUGGGAGGAGGGCAUGAAGGUGUUCGACGAGCUGCUGCUGGACGCGGACUGGUCGGUGAACGCCGGCAUGUGGAUGUGGCUCUCGUGCUCCUCCUUCUUCCAGCAGUUCUUUCACUGUUACUGCCCAGUGCGCUUCGGCCGCAAGUCCGACCCCAACGGAGACUUUAUCAGAAAAUACAUUCCAGUAUUAAAGAAGAUCCCGACGCAGUACAUCCACGAGCCGUGGCUGGCGCCCGAGGCCGUGCAGGUCGCCGCGAGCUGCGUCGUAGGCCGCGACUACCCGCUGCCCAUGGUUGACCACAGUAAAGCCUCCAAGAUUAAUAUCGAGCGCAUUAAGCAGGUCUACGCCCAGCUUGCCAAAUACUCACCACAUGGUAAUGUACUGAAUCCAAACAGUGUCCAGAGACCUAACGCGGUACUGUCGUCGCCAAGCCCUUCUUCUAUAAUCGCAAGCAUCAACCAGUCGAACUACCUGUGCAGCAAGUCUCCCGACCCACCACCUCACGAUAUGACAAGGCUGGUCAACUACUGCGAAGAGGCGGGGCUCGAACUCAUCGUGGCUACCGACUCAAACGCACACCACCCCCUAUGGGGCAUGGAGACAGGUAACGAGAGAGAUAGCCCCCUUUGCAGGGCAUGCAUGGAGGCAGAAGAGACAGCCGCCCACGUCAUCCUCGAAUGUCCAGGGGUGGCAGAAUACCGGGCACAAUACCUCGGUUCGCCGGGGUCUCUCCCAGAAGUCGUCGGCAACAUCAAGGGUCUGCUAGGCUUCUUGGAGGAGUUGGGUUGGCAGGAGUAGUGCCGGCAACCCAUC
Cydia strobilella is the source of this 2358-nucleotide messenger RNA. RefSeq names its product cryptochrome-1-like (gene cry2). Gene Ontology annotation, cellular component: nucleus; cytoplasm. The record is from RefSeq and is a predicted model, not a curated record. Gene Ontology annotation, biological process: negative regulation of DNA-templated transcription; entrainment of circadian clock by photoperiod; circadian regulation of gene expression. Lineage: Eukaryota; Metazoa; Arthropoda; Insecta; Lepidoptera; Tortricidae. The transcript has 12 exons. Gene Ontology annotation, molecular function: DNA binding; FAD binding. Bases 361 to 2343 code for a protein of 660 amino acids.